AUGCUGUUAGAGGACCAUCAUUCCUAUCACACAUCCAAUUCAGGCCAUGUCAAAAAGAAGAGAGUUGGCAAGGCUUGCGACUCGUGCCGUAUAAAGAAAACAAAGUGCGACGGUAAGAAACCAUGCAACCGAUGCUUACUUGAUAACAAGAUUUGCGUGUUUACCGAGAAGAAGAAACUCAAGGAAAAAGUACAUCCACCAGGGUACACAGAGUUGUUGGAAACGAGAUUAGACCUCUUGUCCAAACUGUUUGAAAAAUUGAUUGACCUUGCUAAACCACACUUGCCCGAGAUUGAGGAGGUGAUUUCUAAGCAAAAGAAGAAUAAAUCACAAAGAGGAGGAGAAGUCGUAUUAGAAGAAGAAGAAGAACUUGAACAUGAACAUGAAAAUGAACAGGAACAAGAACAUGAACUUAAACAUGAACCUGAACAUAAACAUAAACACAAGCACGAGGUGGAAGCAGAAGGCGAUGGUGGUAUAUUCACAGACGAAGAUGCUGAGAACCAGGCGCAACAACAACAACAACAACAACACCAACACCAACACCAUCAUCAUAAUGAGCACGAGUAUGAUUUGAUCCCCAUCAACCAAGUUAUUGCAUACCUCAUUGAGAAAAGAGGCUUACUUAAGAACUUGCCUUUGGAAUGGGAGGAGGGUGCACUCAUUGCUGCAAAUACCGAUAGCACAAAUAUGAAUACGUCAUCAAAACUUUUUGCUGAGCACAAAUACGAGAAUGCAUCUGCUGGAUCCUCGCCCAAAUUGAGACACUCUUCAGUUUCAUCUGUUUCGUCAAAAAAGAUUCGAGUAAAACAAGAGCCAAUGUCUCCCAAUUUCUCACGAACAAGCUCUUCAGAAAUGCCGUUUCAAGUAAACCAGAAUAAGUUUUCUUUAACGUCGUCGUCGCACGAACCACCCUUGUCUGAUCUUGAAAGCGAUGCCUCAAAUGGCAACUCAGACUCGAUUUCACCUCCAUACUUGUAUGGCCAACCACCAAUGCAACCAGCAGCAUCUUUAUUUGCCAACAAUUUUACCACGUCGAGUAAAAACUCAUCCAUGUCGUCACUAAAUCACCGAUAUGAACAUCACAACUUGUCCAAUAUUGGCGAUUCGUCGUCAAUGUCUACUAGUCUAACAAACAAUAUUAUGGGAAACACACCGCUGUUUACACCAGUGUUGAAGAGAUCCCCUUCUUCUCUUACUUCGUUUAGUCAAAAGCUGAAAACAAACAGUGGCAAUGCCAUUAAUGCAAAUGGUCAUAUCCAUAAACCACAGCAUCAUAACAAGGCUCCAUCCAUCGAUACAAAGAGAAGAAAUAGUUCACUAUCGUCACCCACGUCGUCAGUAUACAAUGUCUUGUUAUCACAACCGCCCUCAGCAACAAUGCUGUUUCGUGACGACUUCAACCGAAACUACGAACCAGUAGAAGACGCAUUGGUAAUGGAGGGCUGCAGUAAUUUUGGCAAUGGUAUUGGUGUUGCUAACGCCAAUAGCAACAGCAAUAGCAACGCCAAUAGCAACACCAACAACAGUAGUAAGAACAAUAAUGAUGGCAGUAGUUCAAACAAUGGGCAGAUACCUUUCCAAAAUCAUUUCACAGGCCAACACGGAGAAAUCUUUCACGAUGCUUCUGGUUACUACAUGAACAAUAGCGAAGCAGGUGGAGCACCAGGUGCAAAUACUGCUGUUGGUACGGGCAUCGGUAUGGGCAUGAACAUGAGCAUGGGCAUGGGUGUGAGUGGUUUAGGUGCUGCUGGAGGUAUCCAAACCAAUGGUCAUGCGCAUUAUUUCGAUGGCUUAUCAGGGCCAUACGACCCCUUUAUAAACAAUAACAACGCGUUUUAA
Messenger RNA from Lodderomyces elongisporus, 1842 nucleotides. It is a transcript of the gene FCR1, whose product is annotated as Fcr1p. Gene Ontology annotation, molecular function: zinc ion binding; DNA-binding transcription factor activity, RNA polymerase II-specific. The record is from RefSeq and is a predicted model, not a curated record. The coding region runs from base 1 to 1842 and encodes 613 amino acids. The transcript has a single exon. Lineage: Eukaryota; Fungi; Ascomycota; Pichiomycetes; Serinales; Debaryomycetaceae. Gene Ontology annotation, biological process: regulation of DNA-templated transcription.